UGAGGUCAACUCAGCUUCCACCCUGACGCCGGUACCGUCCAUCGCCACUGGGGGGCACUGAAGCCCCGGCGCAGACGCUCCCUGCUGCUCGGCGCCACAGAGCGAUGACACCGGCGUCUCUCCCCAAUCCUCGGACAACUCCAGUGCAAAGCAUCCCUCCGAGCGGAGGAAACGCAGCUCAAAAGGAAAAUACAACCGCAUCUAGUGCGCGGGAUGGAGGAUUUUUGUUUUGAGAAAAAAAAAAAAAAAAAAAAAAAAUGACUGAAGGAAGGUAGGAAGCAUGCGAGACGGCUCGGCGUGUGCGCAAGGAGCUCGGAAGCAGCCGAAGAUAAGAACUUGAGGAGCUGCAACUUUUAUCGACUUUCAGGUCCACUCGCUUCCCUCUCGUAUCCAUCACACUUGUGCGGAUCGCUGGAUUGUUUGCGCGUGUCUGGACACAGCACAACAACGCAAACUGUGCGUAUUUUUUUUCGUGUGUGUGUGGGUUUUUUUUUUGUACACUGAGGUUAUGUUUUGUGGAGCCGAGGGGAAAUUGCUACAGCUAGACCAACAAGAAGAAGAUCAAGAAGAUGUCCGGCUGGGCUUUGUGGUUGAAAACUGAGAAAAAAAUGAAAUCUCGGGAUUAACUGACAGCACGACGACAGAAUGAAGGAGCGAGACCUGCGGGGAAUGUGCAGAAAGGCGCUGCUGCUGACCGUCUGCAUGCUGUCUCUUUGGGGACAACUGAGCAUCGCGUCGUCGCACCGGAGCCACAUCGUUCACGUGAAGGCAGGAACCUGCGAGGUGAUCGCCGCGCACCGAUGCUGCAACAAGAACAAGAUCGAAGAGCGAUCGCAGACCGUCAAAUGCUCCUGCUUCCCGGGACAAGUGGCGGGAACGACGAGGGCGGCUCCGUCUUGUGUGGACGCAUCCAUCGUUGCACAGAAGUGGUGGUGCCAGAUGCAUCCCUGCAUGGACGGCGAAGAGUGCAAAGUGCUGCCGGACUUUAAAGGAUGGAGCUGCAGUACAGGCAACAAAGUGAAGACCACCAAGGUCACACGAUAGUCGUCUGUUUGGGACCAGGCGUCGUUUAUUUCACAGUAGGACACUCGGAUAUAAUUUUUUGUCCCCCAACAAGGACUUUGGUCACAGACAGUCCCUCAAAAAAGGACAAUGGAAUGGGCUUCAAAUAAGACUGCGUUUCCCAAAAAGAUUCCCAACGUUAGCAUCAUCGGUAACUCGACUCCUCAGCAAACAUCUCUUUGUAUUAUAGUUUGACUCCUACGGACCAGAGGACUCCAACAUGAAGAUAUUUAUUAGCUGAACGACUGUGGAUUACGAUAACAGCAAACUAAAAAAACAAAAAAAAAGUAAGAAGAAAAAUGUGAUGUGGUACCUUUGUGUUUUUUCUCACUGCUUAGAGAUCCCAAGACUCUCGAAUGCAUAUUUGUGUUGAAGAUCAAGCGAGAGAAGCAUUUUCAUUCCUUUUAGCCUUACGAAGAAGCGACAUUAUGUUUCAUCGAGUUAUUAGGAUAUCAAGUCGUCUUUGCAAAGACUUGAUGUGUAGAAAAGGUGGCGGCGCGACGAUAAAAACACUUAGGAGACUUUGCCAAAACGUUGAAAUGGUAUUUGUUGUUUUCGAAGCCUGACAACCACCACUGAUUAACAAAUGUCAGUAUUAUCUCAAUAAAUCUAACCUAAAUGAAAA
Messenger RNA from Phyllopteryx taeniolatus (common seadragon), 1687 nucleotides. It is a transcript of the gene tafa3a, whose product is annotated as TAFA chemokine like family member 3a. Gene Ontology annotation, molecular function: receptor ligand activity. Lineage: Eukaryota; Metazoa; Chordata; Actinopteri; Syngnathiformes; Syngnathidae. The transcript is spliced from 5 exons. The record is from RefSeq and is a predicted model, not a curated record. The coding region runs from base 646 to 1044 and encodes 132 amino acids.